Messenger RNA from Rhineura floridana, 1941 nucleotides. RefSeq names its product actin beta (gene ACTB). The coding region runs from base 153 to 1280 and encodes 375 amino acids. Lineage: Eukaryota; Metazoa; Chordata; Lepidosauria; Squamata; Rhineuridae. The record is from RefSeq and is a predicted model, not a curated record. The transcript is spliced from 6 exons.
GCUCUCGCUCGUCGCUUGCUGUCUGCGCCCGGUGGAUUUCCGUGUGGGUCGCCGAGCCGCCUCGCUGCCCCUCCCGCCCAAGGAUUUGGCUCCUUAAACACACAAAAGCAGAUUUCUGAGCAAGCCGGCUCGCAACCUCUCCCAAGCUCACCAUGGAUGAUGAUAUUGCUGCACUCGUCGUUGACAAUGGCUCCGGAAUGUGCAAAGCUGGUUUCGCUGGGGAUGAUGCGCCUCGCGCCGUGUUCCCUUCCAUCGUUGGCCGUCCCAGACACCAGGGUGUGAUGGUUGGCAUGGGUCAGAAAGACAGCUAUGUCGGUGAUGAGGCACAGAGCAAAAGAGGCAUCCUGACUCUGAAGUACCCUAUCGAACACGGUAUUGUCACCAACUGGGACGACAUGGAAAAGAUCUGGCAUCACACCUUCUACAAUGAGCUGAGAGUUGCCCCUGAAGAACAUCCUGUGCUGCUGACAGAGGCUCCCUUGAACCCCAAAGCCAACAGGGAAAAGAUGACACAGAUCAUGUUUGAGACUUUCAACACCCCAGCCAUGUACGUUGCCAUCCAGGCUGUGUUGUCCCUGUACGCCUCUGGCCGUACUACUGGUAUUGUGAUGGACUCUGGUGAUGGUGUCACCCACACUGUGCCCAUCUAUGAAGGUUACGCUCUGCCCCAUGCCAUCCUUCGUCUGGAUCUGGCUGGCCGUGACUUGACUGACUACCUCAUGAAAAUCCUGACUGAGAGAGGCUACAGUUUUACCACCACAGCUGAGAGAGAAAUUGUGCGUGACAUCAAAGAGAAACUGUGCUACGUUGCGCUGGACUUCGAGCAGGAGAUGGCUACUGCUGCUUCCAGUUCCUCCCUGGAAAAGAGCUAUGAACUUCCUGAUGGUCAAGUGAUCACAAUCGGCAAUGAGAGAUUCAGAUGUCCAGAAGCCCUCUUCCAGCCCUCUUUCUUGGGUAUGGAAUCUUGUGGCAUCCAUGAAACCACCUUCAACUCCAUUAUGAAGUGUGACGUGGAUAUCCGUAAAGACCUGUAUGCCAACACCGUCCUGUCUGGUGGUACCACCAUGUACCCAGGCAUUGCUGACAGAAUGCAGAAGGAGAUCACAGCCCUGGCACCCAGCACAAUGAAAAUCAAGAUCAUUGCCCCACCUGAGCGCAAAUACUCUGUCUGGAUUGGUGGCUCCAUCCUUGCCUCGCUGUCCACCUUUCAGCAGAUGUGGAUCAGCAAGCAGGAGUAUGAUGAAUCUGGGCCAUCCAUUGUCCACCGCAAAUGCUUCUAAAACAGGACUAGUUUACCACAAUAACAUUUUUCUCUCUUUUUUGACAAAAGCCCCAUAACUGCGCAUAAAAACGAGAGUUGAGAUUGGCAUGGCUUUAUUUGUUUUGGCGCUUGACUCAGGAUAUAAAACUGGAACGGUGAAAAAUUGACGGCAGCAGUCUUUUUAAAAAAAAUUACGUUGGAGCGAACAUCCCCCAAAGUGCUACAAUGCAUCUGAGGACUUUGACUGUACAUUUGUGUUCUUUUUUUUUAAUCGUCAUUCCAAAUAUUGUAUCAUGCAUUGAUUGAGAGGAAGUUAAACCAGCCUCUAUGGAGGCAACAGCCCAGCUUGAAGGAGCAGGAGUACUUUCUGGUGUUCUAGAACAGUACAGCUUGUAUGUUAAAAGAAAACAAGUGUCUUUCUGUAUCUUGCGCCUUAAAACAAAAAAACACUUGGUCCUCUUCUGAUUUUUCUUGUGGUCAUGCAAAAAAAUAAAAACGGGCUGUGCAUGUUUCUCUUCUUCCCAAUCUCUAGAUGUGAAGGCUUACAGUCUACCCCCAUUCUCUCCCGCGGGGAGAGUCCUUGCACAAAUUUGGUGCCAGUAUAUGUAUACAGGAUACAGUAGGGGUGAAAACUGUACACGACUUAACAAAGCAGUUCCAAUAAAGAUGCACAUUAUAGA